Maudiozyma barnettii is the source of this 2781-nucleotide messenger RNA. RefSeq names its product Hir2p (gene HIR2). The transcript has a single exon. Bases 1 to 2781 code for a protein of 926 amino acids. The record is from RefSeq and is a predicted model, not a curated record. Lineage: Eukaryota; Fungi; Ascomycota; Saccharomycetes; Saccharomycetales; Saccharomycetaceae. Gene Ontology annotation, cellular component: nucleus; HIR complex. Gene Ontology annotation, molecular function: protein binding; nucleosome binding. Gene Ontology annotation, biological process: chromatin remodeling; DNA-templated transcription; regulation of DNA-templated transcription.
AUGAGAUUACUUAAAUAUCCCUUGGAAUUGAGGGAAGAACGUUUGAAUGCUGUAACCGUGAUUGAUAACUCGUUACUGUUACUUUCUAGUGGCGGACAUGUGAUAGUGUGGUCGGUGAAUGAUCUGGUAGAUACUGCAAUUGAUAAAUUGUCAAUUAAGGAUUUGGCUAGGAAAAAAAUGUUACCAAUAAAAUUCAAUAAAUAUAAAAAAAAUGAUAAUGAUGGUAAUGGUAAUGAUACCCAAGCUUUCUUCUUAUGUGGUGUUGAUCAGACAUUGAUUGUUGCUUCAGACCAUGAAAUUUUGAAGAUUAAUAAUUGGAAUGAGAAUAAUGAGAACUCUGAGUUUAAACAAGAUGUAAUAUCAAGUUAUAAAUCUCCAUGUAUAAUUACCGAUAUUAAAUUGGAUACUCAACAAUUAUUAUUAUUUGUCCUAUGCAGUAACAUUAACUCAAUUGAAAUAUUUGAUGUCAAGAAUAAUAAGAGACUCACACAGAUUAUAUUGGAUAAAACAAUAAAACCGAUUACGUUAAUAUUAGAUCCCUCUGGUAACACAUUUACCAUACUUUGUUCAGACAGAUCUAUUCGUGUAUAUCAAUUCAAUAGAUCAGGGAACUAUAAACUAAUAAAAGAAAUAGCCCAGUAUGUCCAUAUGGAACCUUUACAUUAUAAGAUCACUAUGCCACCACAAGCAAAUUAUUUACCUAUUAUUAAUUCUAUAAAGGGCCCAUCUUCAUCAUCUACGUCGUCCUCAUCUUCAACAACAACAGCAUCAACUUCAGCCUCAACAUCGAACUCAACUUUCUCCUCUACUUCAGCGACUACAACUGUAUUAUUAGACAGAAAUAACAAUUACAAUGUUGCUGCCACAAUUGUUUCACCAGCAUCCAACUCAUGUAAAGUGUUGACGUUCUCUCCUGCAAUGUACGAAAAGAAAAACCUUAAAAAGAAUACAAGUUUACGCUAUAAUUUAUUAGCUACAUCAGGCGUUAAAGACGGUACUAUAUUGGUGUGGAACACUAAACGUAUGAAACCUUUAUUCAAUGCAUUACAAGUAUCCGAGACACCAAUUAAUGAUAUGGUAUGGUCAAACGAUGGUCUGACUUUGUUUGCGGUAUCAAAUGAUAACAUAUUGUAUACUUUUGCAUUCUUACCCAUUGAUUUAGGUGAAAAAAUAUCAAACACCGACAUUAUAGAAUUAAGAAAUAAGAACAUAAUUUUACCACCAUUACCAGAUAAAAAUGUAGUUGAAACUGAUAUCAAAAUAUCAGAACAAGGCAAAUCAGAGUUAUCUAUAGAAGUGCCCAAUCAUAACAAAUUGAAAAGUGAAACGCCAACGAUAACUGAUUCAUCUGUGAAAAAUAUUACAUCGUUGGUCAAGAAAAUUGGGAAGAAUAAAACUCAAGUAAUCAAGACAUUGGCAACAAACCCAUCUGUAAAGGUUACACAAGGAUCGGGAAUGGAAUUUACACCACCAUCCUACAUUGUACCAAAGGAUCUUAAAAGAAAAGUGAAGGAAGAAGCAAAUGGUACUGGUCUACCUCCACCACCUAAAAAAUCCAAACGUGAAUUAGAACCUAUGGAUUUCUUAGAUACGGGAUUAAUCAUCCCCAAUAUCUCCUUUUCAAGAAUUAGACUUGCUUCACCAAAGAUUAGAAUGUCUUUCAAAUAUACGCCUUCAACAAAUAAGAAUUUUACAAUGAAUAUUAAAAACGGUUCUGGUAAUGAACAGAAACCGACGAUAAUAAGUUUGAAUUCUAAAACCUCCGAACAAGAUAAUCUAUUGUUUCAAGAUUUUAUACCGAGAUUCAUAACUAUGUGUACAUCAGGAAAAUUCUUUUGGGCCUGUUGUUCUGAUGAUGGGAUUAUAUAUGUGUACUCUGAUAGUGGUAAAAAAUUACUCCCCCCAAUGAUGAUUGGUGUACCAAUUAGUUUCUUAGAGGCAAGUGGUAACUAUCUCCUUUGUGUUACUAGCAUCGGCGAACUCUACUGCUGGUCUAUAGAAGAAAAGAAAUUGAAAUUUCCUAGAAACUCAGUAUAUCCUAUACUGAGUCCCUCAUUAAGAUAUUCUGAUGAUAUUUUAACACGGUCUGAAAAUAUAACAAUGUGUACUGUAACUGCAAAUGGGGUACCUUUAAUUACCUUGAGUAAUGGUGAUGGAUAUAUAUUUGAUAAGGACAUGGAAAUGUGGCUCUUAGUUAGUGAUAGUUGGUGGGCAUAUGGUUCACAAUACUGGGAUACAACAAACUCUUCUAUUUUCAGAAAUGUCGCCAAUGCUUCAGAUGGUAAAAGUAACGAUUUUUGGAACGCUAGCGAUAUCGAAAGCGUCAUAUCUGACGUGAGAGGUGAUUCAAGUUCCAUUGUGAAUUAUAUGGAACGCAAGACUAAUGAUGAAUUAAACCGUAAGGGGCGCGUUAAGAAUUUGCAACGUUUUGCUCGUGCUGUUUUAAUGAAAGAAGGUUUUGAAAACAUGGAAGAAAUAGUUACUCUAGCACAUUUAGAAAAUAGGUUGUUGGUGUGCUUAAAAUUAGAAGAGACAGAUGAAUUCUCAAAAUUAUUAGUCAUAUACUGCGUACGUCUCGGAAAAUUGGGCUAUACAGAUCGUCUGGAUGAUGUCUUACAAUGGUUAUACAAUGAAGGAGAUAUCGAAAAGCCUGUCUUGCGCGGCAAAACAAGAAAGGAGUUAUUAAAAUCUGUGCUAUUGGCAUGUGCUAACAUAAGACAUGUUCAAAGAGUUACCAAUAAUUAUGCAACAGCAAUAGGGCUGAUUGAAGAGACUAUAUAA